Messenger RNA from Cordyceps militaris CM01, 609 nucleotides. RefSeq lists its product as uncharacterized. Bases 1 to 609 code for a protein of 202 amino acids. Lineage: Eukaryota; Fungi; Ascomycota; Sordariomycetes; Hypocreales; Cordycipitaceae. The record is from RefSeq and is a predicted model, not a curated record. The transcript is spliced from 5 exons.
AUGCCACCAUCCACGCAACCCAAAGCGAAGACCACGAGAGCUGAAUGGAGAUCUCGUGGGGAACCUGAUGGCACCGGCUCAGUUGAAGACCCCUUGAUACACUGGGUCACGGAUCGCCCCAGAAAAUGCAAAUAUCAGGGCUAUCACCAAGUCAUUCGCACAGCAGCAGUGCGAACUGGCUUCAAAGUAUGGUACAUCAGCUGUGAUGGCCUGACCACAGGUAGAUUUAAAGAGGCGGGCGGUGUCCUGCAACCGCUCCUCAGGCUCCACGGGCAAACUCCCUAUUAUCGGGCGCUGGAGAGCACCAUCGCCAUGAAAUACCCCCAAGCCGCCGAGGCGCAGGCCCUCAUCGACAGCCAGCUCAUCCGACAUGUGCGCGACGCUGUCCGCAGGCGCUGCGACGUUGCGAUUUUGAGCCUCUUCCUCGCAUUGGUGGACGGGUGGCUGAGGUCUUGCGAGGAGUUUGCCCGCAGAGGCUCGGCGGAGCUCUUUGCAAACGACGUCGCGGGGUUCGAGUCCGCAUACCAGAACCUGAUGGUCCCCGGCGAAGACUACCGCUUCGACAACCUCGUCUGUCUGUUUGACACGUUGUCGCCGACCGGCUCUUGA